CCGCUCCCGCUUUCCCGCUCCCUCCUCACAGUCCCGUGUCCCGGUGCGGAUUCCCGGGAUGCGGGGCGGUUGUCCGCUGGUGGAGGACAGCGUGAGCCGCUUGGGCUCGCAGAGCAGUGUGUACGGACUGUCGGCGCUGCCGGGGGGCGCGGGGGGGGCCCCGGGGGGGCUCUUGGCCGCCGCCCUCAAGGGCAAAGUGCUCCACGUCCGCUACCAGGACCUACGGCAGCGCCUGCGGCCCCUCGCCCGGCACCUCCAGUUCACAUACAUCCCCGUGGACGCUGAGAUCGUCUCCAUCGACUCCUUCGCCAAAUCCCCCCCUCAGCGCGGGGUGGUCGUGGGCAUCACCUUCGUCAAGGAUUCCGGGGAGAAGCCGAGUCCCUUCCUCAACAUCUACUGCGAUUACGAACCGGGAUGCGAGAAUGACCUCGACUGCAUCGCCCAGAGUUGCCUCAAUCUGGAGCUGCAGUUUACGCCCUUCCAGCUCUGCCACGCUGAGGUGUGCCUGGGAUCGCCGGACUCGGAGCCGUCGACAGAGACGGUGUUCCUGCUGAGCGGGAACGAUCCGGCCGUCCACCUCUACCGCGAGAACGCGGCCUCCCACCAGUUUGAGGAGCACCCGGUGCAGCCGCUCUUCCCGGAGCUCCAGGACCUGCCCAGCCCGAUCCUCUGGCUCGAUGUCCGGAACAUUCCCGGCGGCCACCGCCUCAGCGCCUUCGGUUGCCAGAACGGCUUUGUCCGCGUGGCGCGCGUCGACCAGAGCCGACGCGCGCUGCUCCAGAGCUGGAGCCUCCAGCACGACGCGCCCGUCGCCAGGGUCCUCGUCUUCCCGCUGGCGCCGGGACCCGGAGCCGAGACCGAAGGCGAGAACUACAGCGUCCUGGUCGCCAGCACCAUCGAGGUCGCCGUCGUCUACAGGAACGUUUCAGCCAAGGGAUUGAGCGAUCAAUUGGUUUUACCGGGAAGCGACCGCUACGACAGCGUCCUCUGCGCCGCGGCCGCCGACGUCGACUUCGACGGCUCCCAGGAAAUCCUGCUCGGCACUUACGGACAGGAGCUGCUCUGCUACAAAUACUCGGUGGGCGGUGAAUUCCGGCUGCUGUGGUCGCGGCGGUUCCCGAGUCCGCUCCUGGCGCUGCUCCACACGGAUCUGACGGCCGACGGCGUCUCCGAGCUCGCCGUCGUCUGCCUCAAGGCCCUCCACGUGCUCCAGGUCGGCGUUCCCGGCAUUCCCGGCGUUCCCGGCGGCUCGGGCGGCUCCGGCGGCUCAUUCCGCUCUGGAUGGUCUCUGCAGCACAGCCUGGAGGCCACGGCGCGGCUGCUCCUGGAGCGACUCCGGCGCGAAGCCGAGCGGCGACGGCGCCAACGGAUGGCGAUACCGGAUCAGGAAUCCGGCACCGACGCGGCCGCGGAAUAAAACCUGCCCGGACAUUCCGGGAU
Molecule: messenger RNA, 1440 nt
Organism: Cuculus canorus (common cuckoo)
Lineage: Eukaryota; Metazoa; Chordata; Aves; Cuculiformes; Cuculidae
Gene: KPTN
Product: kaptin, actin binding protein
Exons: 12
Coding region: 59-1417 (452 amino acids)
Biological process (GO): cellular response to amino acid starvation; negative regulation of TORC1 signaling; actin filament organization
Cellular component (GO): lamellipodium; actin cytoskeleton; KICSTOR complex
Molecular function (GO): actin filament binding
Source: RefSeq, a predicted model, not a curated record